Molecule: messenger RNA, 621 nt
Organism: Ananas comosus (pineapple)
Lineage: Eukaryota; Viridiplantae; Streptophyta; Magnoliopsida; Poales; Bromeliaceae
Exons: 1
Coding region: 171-575 (134 amino acids)
Source: RefSeq, a predicted model, not a curated record
UAGCAAUAACAAUCGCAAUAACAAUACCAAUAGGAAUAGCAAUAGCAUCACCAGAUAAACUCCGCCCACAUGUUUCGCUCUCCAGCCGCCCCCGCUUCACCCGUCCUUGACCAUCCCUUCAUUUAUUAUUCUUUCUCGCCCCCGCGCAAAACGCCACCGGCGAAAUUGAUAUGGAUUAUUCCUCCCCACCUGCGGCCCCCCGCAAAGACGACGAGUCGACGGAGCUCGGCCUCCGCAAAGACGCCCGGGGCGACCGCGUGCGGAUUAAUCCCGCCGUAGACAUAGCUGCAGAGUCCGACGCCGAGGGGGGAAGGGCGAAGGCGAGGGCGGCGUGGGUCGCGGUGGGCGCGUGCCUGCUCCUGCUCCUGCUCGGCCUCGGAGGCGCCGCGCUGCUCGUGUGGUGGGCCCUAGCGUUUCAUCGCUCCAACCGGCAGCUGUGGAUGGUGCCGGUGAGCCUCGUGCUGCUCGGCACGCCCGUCGUCACGUGGCUCUCCGUCUUCACGUCCGCCACGUGCCGUCGGUUCGAGCUCAUGCGGAGCGUCACGGCUCAGCCGGAUGUAGAGCUCGGCAGAUGAUUGAAUUCAUUAACCAAAGGUUGGAUUGUUUUUUUUUUUUUUUUUU